AUGCCAAUGGAGCUGCACGCGGUACAUUAUAAGAGUGAUUACGGCACUCAAAUAGCGGCUCUUCGACAAAAUGACGGCGUCACCAUAUUAGUGUAUUUCUUCCAGCUGCAGGCGGCCCCUAAUCCGCUUCUGGAUGACAUCGUAAAUACAUUACCCUUUAUCCAAGCAGCUCAUUCUUCCAUUCGUUUAAUACCUUUCCCUAUAUCGAAUAUUAUGCGAUGCUUCCAACGUGAUUACUUCGUUUACUGGGGCUCCAUAACCAUGACAAAUAUCAGAAAUAGUGUACUUUGGUUAAUAAGCAGAGAGCCAUUAGGAAUAUCCAUUGAUCAAAUCGCGGAGUUUCGGACGCUGUGCGAUGAACGUAAAUUACCGAUCUUAACAAAUCGUCAGCCAUUGCAGGACAGAUGUAAUAGAAACAUUUUCCACGUAUGCCCUAGUGGGUCCAGAUAUGCCACGCUUCUGCCAAUUCCACGUAAUGUCAAUGAUAAAUAUAUUCGCAGAGACAAUGCCGAUAGUCGUAAUAAACAAUGA
Molecule: messenger RNA, 531 nt
Organism: Vollenhovia emeryi
Lineage: Eukaryota; Metazoa; Arthropoda; Insecta; Hymenoptera; Formicidae
Product: carbonic anhydrase 13-like
Exons: 3
Coding region: 1-531 (176 amino acids)
Cellular component (GO): cytoplasm
Molecular function (GO): zinc ion binding; carbonate dehydratase activity
Source: RefSeq, a predicted model, not a curated record